AUGGCCAAGGCCGUGGGUGGCCACGUUGGGACCUACCUGUGGGUGGAGCCAGCACCGGGAAGACGGACCCGCAAGGCUCGGGAGGUCUCCCUGCCUCCCUGGCUGCCCCUGGCUUCCUGCUAUGCCUGCCCGCUCCCUGUUCCCUCCAUCCUCCCGCAGAAUGCCUCCCCGGCAAGGACGCCUCCAGCCGGGGCAUCGCUGGCCUGUGCAUACCCAGCCCGGGUAUCACCUUCCAGGUCAUCGCCCGGCGGUUCAUCGUCUGCCAUGUCAGCCUCCAUGACAUCGUCUCCAGCGAGAGUAUACCUUGUUAGAGCCACACCAGUGAGGGCCGUUCCUGUCGAGGCAUCUCCUGCCAGGUCCACACCAGCUGCCAGGGCCGCCAGGGCCACCAGGGAGAGCCCAGGUAUCCACUUGCCCAAGUUCACCAGGCAGAAGGGCCUGAAGCUGGUGCUGCUCAUCGGAUGUAUCUUCCUCCUCAUUGCCCUCGUGGUGUCACUCAUCAUUCUCUUCUACUUCUGGCAGGGCCACAUAGGCAUCAAGUACAAGGAGCCCGUAGAGAGCUGCCCCAAGCAUGCUGUGCGCUGUGAUGGGGUCGUGGACUGUAAACUGAAGAGCGACGAGCUGGGCUGUGUGAGGUUUGACUGGGACAAGUCUCUGCUUAAAAUCUACUCUGGAUCCUCCCAUAAGUGGCUUCCCAUCUGCAGUGACAGCUGGAAUGAUUUCUACUCGAAGAAGACCUGCCAGCAGCUGGGUUUCAAGAGUGCUUACCAGACAGCCAAGGUGACCAACAGGAAUUUUGACAGCAGUUUCUCAGUCUCCAAAUAUAGCUCCACCUUCCAGGAGAGCGUCUACAGGUCUGAAUGCCCUUCCCAGCAGUACGUGACUCUCCAGUGUCCCGACUGUGGACUGAGGGCCCUGACCGGGCGGAUCGUGGGAGGGGCGCUGGCCCCAGAGAGCAAGUGGCCUUGGCAAGUUAGUCUGCAGUAUGACCGCACCCACAUUUGUGGGGGCACGCUGAUCGACGCCCAGUGGGUGCUCACCGCCGCCCACUGCUUCUUCAUGACCCCGGAUAAGAUCCUGGAGGGCUGGAAGGUGUACGUGGGCACCAACAACCUGCACCAGCUGCCCGAGGGAGCCUCCAUUGCCCAGAUCAUUAUCAACAGCAACUACACGGACGACCAGGACGACUAUGACAUCGCCCUCAUGAGGCUCUCCAAGCCCCUGACUCUGACCGCACAUGUCCACCCUGCCUGCCUCCCCAUGCAUGGACAGAACUUCAGCCUCAAUGAGACCUGCUGGGUCACAGGCUUCGGCAAGACCAAGGAGACAGAUGAGAAGACAUCCCCCUUCCUCCGGGAGGUGCAGGUCAACCUCAUCGACUACAAGAAGUGUAACAGCUACUUGGUCUACAACAGCUACCUCACCCCGAGGAUGAUGUGUGCGGGGGACCUGCAGGGAGGGAGAGAUUCCUGCCAGGGAGACAGCGGGGGGCCCCUGGUCUGCGAGCAGGACCACCGCUGGUACCUGGCAGGAAUCACCAGCUGGGGCAUUGGCUGUGGCCAGAGAAACAAACCCGGCGUGUACACCAAAGUGACGGAAGUCCUCCACUGGAUAUACAGCAAGAUGGAGAGUGAGACGCGCUUCUAGAAAGCCUACGUCUGGCUCCACCGCACGGCACUGGCUGCUGUAAAGACUGGCCAAUCAGAGGAAAACCAGAAAGGCACAGCUGGCGGCGAAUGCGCGCCGGCGCUGGCCCGCGCCCUCGACGGCGGUCUCCUGUUGCUUCUCGGCGCGGCCUGCCCUUUGAAAAAGAAUCUCUCCCGCAGCCGGGAGCAGCGGCGGCGCGCUCCGAGGAGCCGGCGGCGCGCGGGCGCGCCUCUCCAACAAGCCCCAACCCUUCCCAGCAGGGGAGGCGGGAAAAAAGCGAAAGCCUCGCCCACAGCCCUGCCCCCAGCCCCGCCGCUCCCAGGCUCCUCCGGACUCCGCGCAUCCUCCUGGGAUUGUCUCGGAGGGUACCGCGCCGUGCAGACUGUGCCAGGCAGCCCCCAGGACUCACUGUCUGACAAAUCACCCACCAGCUUCUGCCUGAACGCCCUGGAGGAAGCAAACCAGUCAUGA
Molecule: messenger RNA, 2118 nt
Organism: Lipotes vexillifer (Yangtze River dolphin)
Lineage: Eukaryota; Metazoa; Chordata; Mammalia; Artiodactyla; Lipotidae
Gene: TMPRSS13
Product: transmembrane serine protease 13
Exons: 16
Biological process (GO): proteolysis
Cellular component (GO): membrane
Molecular function (GO): serine-type endopeptidase activity; protein binding
Source: RefSeq, a predicted model, not a curated record